AUGCUCGUCCAGGCGUCCACAUCGAGGUCCACGCUCGCGUCGCACCAGGACGCCGAGCUCGUCCCGCACUCGCCCCAGCUCCGCCGCCUCCUCACCCGCCUCGACAAGGCCGAGCUGGUCCGCCUCGCGCUCGGAUGGCUCUCCGCCAGCAGGGCAUACCACAUCCCGCCAAAGCUGUCGCGCCGACAGCCGGCCAAACAGGCGGACAUCGCCGACGAGGCCACCUUCCGAUACCACGCCGUCCUCGACCUCAACGAGGAGAGGAGGGCCAGGUCGCUCGAGUCGCUCGAACUCAUCUGGGCCGCGCUCAUGAUCGACCCCAAGGUGCCCAAGACCAGGGCGGUGGAGCGCAUCCUCACCGUCGACUGGGUCGAUGGGCUGAGCUACGGCAUGGUGGCCGAGGUCGACCUGCUGUUUGGCGCCGACAGGAGGACCAGCAGGAGCUGGUCGGCCGUCAAGCUCGUCUACGACGACGCAAGAGACUCCAAUGACAAGGGCUUCGACAAGCUCGCGCCCCACCAGCUGCACGGCCGCUUCAGCACCGAGCUGGCCCACUACUUCGAGCACCACAUCUUCCUGCAGGUCGAGGACCCCUCGAAUGGCGGGCGGAAGGCGGGCGAUACCUCACCCGUCCGGGCCGCCUCGACGCCCUGGACGUCGCACUUCACCUACUUCCGCGUCGUGCUGGCCCCUUCGCCCGCCGACAUCUGCGCCGCCGGGCUCCACAUGCUUCACAUCCCCAAGUCGCCCUACCUCUUGCUCUCUGGCAGUCUCGGCCGCGGCAGCGAGAACCGCGAGAUCGCCCUGAGCGCCCUGGCGCAGGCGGCGGGCGCGGUGACGGUCAACUACCCCAAGCCGCCGCCCGGCUCGCUGCAGGCCAAGCGGAUAGAGCUCGACGAGCUGGGAGAGGACAAGGCGGGCAACAGGCGCACGCUCGGCGAGCUGCGGGGCAAGGACCCGAUCGCGCUGCGCGAAGUGCUGGGCAUCCUGCCCGCCAGGCACGCCUCGCUGCUGCGGGUAUCGAGCAGAGCCAACGUCUCGCCCUCGCCGACUCCGCCACCGGCCGAGAGCAACGACAAGGCGAGGCAGCGGAUCACCGUCAAGGCAGAAAGCAGGCGCGAGGCCAGGGAGCUGUUUGGCGUGCGCAAGGGCAAGGACGAGGACCUGCCCAAGUUUGAGCGGAUCGACUACGAGCUCUACCUCGGCUUCCCCCGCCAUCCGCCCUACAAGAUGCCCGACAUGCCGACAUCAUCCCGGGACGGCGGUGCCGAUGGCAGCACGGCAGUCAAGCUGCGGCUGGAGGGGACGCACGUCCUGGCGGGUCUUCGGAAGCUGAUUGAAGCGGGCAUGGACAGGGAGACAUCCUACCGGCCCAAGGUGGAGAACGGCGGCGGCGGCGAUGACGAUCGAUCAGAGCGGACGGCUGAGGCGACGAGGCUAGCUGGUCUACCGGGAUGGCUGACCGAGGUGCGCGGAACCAAGGUCGUGGUGAAACCGCCGGGCAGCCAGGACGAGCCUGCCGACGAUACCAGCGGCACCUAG
Pseudozyma flocculosa PF-1 is the source of this 1542-nucleotide messenger RNA. RefSeq lists its product as uncharacterized. NCBI's taxonomy places the organism in Eukaryota, Fungi, Basidiomycota, Ustilaginomycetes, Ustilaginales, Ustilaginaceae. The transcript has 4 exons. Gene Ontology annotation, biological process: chromosome segregation; CENP-A containing chromatin assembly. Bases 1 to 1542 code for a protein of 513 amino acids. The record is from RefSeq and is a predicted model, not a curated record.